Charadrius vociferus (killdeer) is the source of this 393-nucleotide messenger RNA. RefSeq names its product chromosome unknown open reading frame, human C2orf70 (gene CIMIP2C). NCBI's taxonomy places the organism in Eukaryota, Metazoa, Chordata, Aves, Charadriiformes, Charadriidae. Bases 1 to 393 code for a protein of 130 amino acids. The transcript is spliced from 3 exons. The record is from RefSeq and is a predicted model, not a curated record.
AUGAGAUACCCCCAGGGUGCCCAGAUGGUGACGGCAUGCCAAGCAGAGGGACAGGACCUGUACCCGCACACCCCACUGCGCACCCGCUUCUGCCUGGACGGCGGCCGAUCGCAGGAACUGAGCAGGUUUCACCAGCUGACCCAGCAGCACCGUGAGUUUUACCGAGACAAGAGCGGGACGCUGUACCCUCUUCCCUACUUUGUGCUGCCUGCCAAGGAAAAGGAGAGAUAUCCUCAUCCGCUUGACCUCCCACCGCUCAGCGCGAAGACCCGCUGGCAUUUGCUGCGAGUGUCACCGAUGAACCUGCGGACCUACCAGACCUUCCCUUCGGGGAAGAGGGUCACCUCCCAGGAGAGAGCAAUCCGAGACAGCUUUUUCGAGUGCCGAUUCUAA